Zingiber officinale is the source of this 665-nucleotide messenger RNA. RefSeq lists its product as uncharacterized. Lineage: Eukaryota; Viridiplantae; Streptophyta; Magnoliopsida; Zingiberales; Zingiberaceae. The transcript has 5 exons. Bases 228 to 560 code for a protein of 110 amino acids. The record is from RefSeq and is a predicted model, not a curated record.
CUUUCUAGCCCCAUCGGCGUUCGUGGGCUUCUUCCACUGGAAACCUAGACGACGCCCAUCCCUCCUCUCUGAUCCGACGCCGCGGCUUCAGCCACCGUCCGUCUGUUCCAGCCUAGGCAGGGACGAACCGCAGUGAUCAAACGAGGUUUGCAGAUCUAACACUUGGGAAUAGGACAGCCAUGUGUCUCAAGAUGUCUUUAUCUGCCUGACCUCUUUUUAUUGGUCGGAUGCUGACGGUAUUCAGUCUGUUUGGGUGGAGUUUCAUAGUCUUUACAACAUUGCUAAUGGAUGUGACAGACCAAGCUGAGCAGCCUUCCCCAUUGAAAGAUGAACCUGACUUUGACCCCAGCAAAAUGAUUGGCAUCAUCAAAAGGAAGGCUUUGAUAAAAGAACUGGCUGCUGCUUACCACUCGGAAUGUUUGGCCUACUGUCAGAAACUUCAACAGCAUCAAAGAAGAUGGGAAGAGGAGCAGCAAUUUAUCAAAAGAAAAACUCCCCCGGAGGUUGGCCAGAGCAAGCGGACGACAAAACCUACCAAGCGUCGAAAGAAAGGGUUAUAAGAUUUUGUCUCAACUAGUUGAUGACUGGUCUUAUUUUCAGUUAAUUUUUGAAACAUUAUGAACCUACAAGAUUACAGCUUGUAUUAUAGAUACCCUGUUCGGUGA